CAGAGUUGUCUCUUAGUCUCAGACACACGCACUCCUCCAAUCCAGCCAAGAUGUUCCGCUUUAUGCUUAUCGCCUCCGCCUUCCUGGUCUGCGCCUUUGCCGCACCCCAGUACAACCAGGAUGCUGGUGCCUACAUCACCAAGAGUGGUGCCGAUAUCCAGCCCAAUGGCCAGUACAACUACGCCUACGAGACCAGCAAUGGAAUCGCCGCCCAGGAGUCCGGAUAUGGAGGUGCCCACGCCACCGGAGGCUUCUCGUGGUACUCGCCCGAGGGUCAACUCGUCCAGAUCUCGUACCUGGCCGAUGAGAACGGCUACCAGCCCCAGGGAGCCCUCCUGCCCACUCCUCCCCCAAUCCCAGCUGCCAUCCUGAAGUCCUUGGAGUACAUCCGCACCCAUCCCCAGUAUGUGGAGCCCCAGUACCGCCAGCAGAACAGGAAAGUCUUCGGUUAAUCAGUAUAGGAACCCCCAUGUGAUAACCUCUUAAAAG
This is a messenger RNA of Drosophila takahashii, 489 nucleotides long. RefSeq names its product pupal cuticle protein Edg-78E-like. NCBI's taxonomy places the organism in Eukaryota, Metazoa, Arthropoda, Insecta, Diptera, Drosophilidae. Gene Ontology annotation, cellular component: chitin-based extracellular matrix. Gene Ontology annotation, molecular function: structural constituent of chitin-based larval cuticle. The record is from RefSeq and is a predicted model, not a curated record.